Molecule: messenger RNA, 1837 nt
Organism: Humulus lupulus (European hop)
Lineage: Eukaryota; Viridiplantae; Streptophyta; Magnoliopsida; Rosales; Cannabaceae
Product: BTB/POZ domain-containing protein At3g05675-like
Exons: 2
Coding region: 433-1725 (430 amino acids)
Molecular function (GO): protein binding
Source: RefSeq, a predicted model, not a curated record
CAACCAUGCAAGUUGGCAACUACCAGCCAGGAAUGAUAUAGAAAAAGCAAAAAAGAAUAAAAGGCUAUUUAUGUCAUUUCAUCUAUGGCCCCUUCUCUCUUCGGUUUGCUAUCUCUGUUUUCUCAACAACUGAAGCAAGCUCACUUCCACAUAACCUAAUCAAAAACCUUCCCAAGUAUCACUUUUUAAAGGUUUUCUUGCUGAAAAUCUAUGGUUAAAGCUGAAAAUUCUAAUCUGGUUGACUCUGUUAUUGAUUUUUCUCCCUAUUUCUCCAAGGAAAUAUACAGGCUCAAUCAUAGAUGGUUGAAUCAAUACACAGUACUUGUUUGUGAAUUGAUUACUGAGUCUGAUCGAUUUUCGUUUGCGUAACAGUUUGGGGGUUUUGCUUUACAUUUCUGCGAAGCAUGAACUUUUUUGUGAGCCUGCUUACACAUGGACAAAGCUGCAAUAGCCAAGCCUUUUAAACUUGGUGAACUAGGAAGAAAUGACAUUGUUAUAUGUUUGAAGAAUAAAGAAGGAAGACCAGAAUGGUUCUAUUGUCACUCCUCUAUUCUUACAGAUAGAAGUAAAUACUUUGCUCAUCAGUUUUCCUGUCCAAACGCCGGUAAUCUUAUUGAACUCCAGUGCUCGAAAUUCAACUACGAUCAUCAUGUCAAACUCUUGAGGUUGCUACAUCUUCCAGCGCACUUGAUUUUGGAUUCAUUGAGCUCGGUUACAUCUGCCAUAGGUGUUCUUGAAUUAGCCGUUUCUUUUCAAUGUGAAGAGAUCAUACAGUGUUGCAUUCAGUACCUAGAGGCGGUUCCUUGGGAAGACAAAGAAGAGGAGCACAUUUUAAAAUCAGUGUUGAAACUGGGGCCGGUAGCCAUGCCCGUAUUAGCCAGGAUCCAACCUGUGGAUUUAACUGCCACGAAAAAUGUUUUUGUCUCGGCAGUUCGCUUUGCCAUGUCUAUUAAUGGACCUUGCCCUCCAUUCGGUGAAGAGCUCAAAACCUCUGCUCAGGAACAAGUUGAGUACAUGCUUGGGGAAGAUGAGGACUUACCACUGGUUACUGCAGACGAUGAAGUAAGAUCAGUGGUCAUAGAGGGUCUUUGCAAGUUAUGUAAAUCCUUUGAAGAUGAAUUAGCUUCCUUGCUUUUGGAUCCUAAUCUUGUAUCUGACACAGCAGAGGCCAAAUUAUUGCAUUGUUUAUCUGAUCUUGAAUGGAUGUGCAACAUACUUCCUAAGAUGGAUCUAAUGAAAGAUUUUGUUUCAAACUGGACUGAAAUCUCUUCCAAUGUGUUAGGGCUUGUUCAAGAUCAGAAACUUGAUUUCCUUAUGUGGGGUUUGAAAAUUAAGCUCAUAGAAGUUACUGCUAAAGUUUUGGAUGCAGUUGGCUAUGGGAAUGUGAUUCUUCCCGCACCAUACCGGGUCACGUUACUAAAGACAUGGCUCCCUUAUAUAAGGAAAAUCAAACCCCUUUUGGAUUCGAAGGGCAAUGAGGAGAUUGGCUUUCCUUACAAGAUGGACGAAGAUCUGUGCCAAAGCAUCGAAGGCGCGAUUGUUUCGUUGAUAUUGUCACUGCCUUCGAAUGAUCAAGCUGAUAUUUUUGCAGACUGGAUGAAAGCCGAUCAAGUUCGGUAUCCCGAUUUGAGCGAAGCUUUCGAGGUCUGGUGUUUUAGAACCAAAUCUGCAAAACGAAGAUUGGAGGGGCUAAAUAAAGUUGGCAAUGCCACAAUAAGCCUGUAAACUCUCAAUAGUUUUUAAUUCUGCUUUAUCUUUGUUUGAUCAAAAUGCAAAUUAUGGUAGUUAUCAGUCCCAAGUAAUUUGAUAUCAACUAUCAAGUUCCAUUUGAUUAUUA